GAAGUAACCCUGUAAGAAAACGUCCUCGCGAUUCCCCCACGUGUCUGUGCGCCACGCUCUCAUGGUUGCGGUGAUGCAGACAAACAUGGGAGAGCUCGAGGACAGCACCGUGAGACCCAAAGUCACCGAUGCUAAAGGCAUUCUCAAACAGAACCGACAGUUCCUGGAUUACUUCUGGGACAUCGCGAAACCCGAGCGAGAAAUCCGCCUCAAAGCGAUAGAGGACUUGAUCGAACACUUGAAGCAGAGCGAGAAGCCGGAUGAGUUGAAGUAUUCACUGAAGAGACUAGUGGACGGUCUUUCUCACACAAGAGAAGACGCUCGGUCAGGAUACAGCGUUGCGCUCGCUCAGCUGCUGAGUGUAUUUGAGGAGAUCUCACUGAAAUCCACACUAGACAGCGUCAAAGAAAAGCACAACCUCCAGACAGCCAAAAAGAAAUUCAUCAGAAAUGCAGCGUUUGGGAAUUUCUUCGCGGUGCUCGCCCUGUCUCAGUCCACACGUCUGCAUAAGGAGCCUCAGGUCAUGUUGGAGUGUGUGCAGCUCCUGCAGAGUCUGUCCCGGUACAGAGAACACCUGAGAGACCUGCCCAGAAAAACCAUGGUCGACAUCCUGUCAGAGACGUCGAAGGAGGUGUUUGAAGAGGUGCUCCUGAGCGCCCUACAGUCUGACCUGACCUCUGCCCUCAACACUCCCGAGCAGCUCGAGCUCCUCCUGGUGACCAUGCAGAAGUUCCCCUCUGCGCUCAAACCCAAAAAACUCAAGAAACUAUUAGGAACCACAGCAGUCAUUACUAAAGAGAACAUGCCAAAGCUGGUGGAGGUUUUAAAGACGGCCGCUCGCUCUGUGAAGAAGGACAACAUUCUGCCCCCAGUCGCGUUUGACUUGUUACAGGCGUCUCUGCGGGAGGACAACUUCGAGAUGUUCUGGAAUGAAGCCAUUAUCAAAGGCAUGCUGUCAGAGAUGCCUGGUCCCACACAUUAUUUAGGUUUCCGGUUGUUGGGAGCAUCUCUGCCGCUGCUGUCAGUCCCUGAGCUCGAGUUUGUCCUGUCCGGUGAUGUGAUGAGAUACUACGGUCAACACAUGCUGUCCGCACAGCUGGCAUACCGAUUCAAGUUUGCUCCAGAAAUGGAGAAGUACGUGAGUGAGUUCAUGCAGGGCUGCCCUGAUGCUGACAAACAGCUCGUCGUGGCGCUCUGCUUCACUCAGCUCACUAACCAGGGCUACCCCGUGGUCCCGUCCUCCUGGAAGGUUCUGGAGCACAUGGAUCUGUGUGCGCUGCAGCAGUAUGUGGAGUGGCUGAUGAAGGCCUUCUGCAAGCCCCAGCUGGAGAAAUGCCUGGACUUCAGCACCCGCAGACAGAAAGGAAACCAGGAGUCUGAAGUAGAGAGUGACAGCUGUGUUGCCAGGUUUCGUAAAUGGAUCGUUCAACGCCUCUCUUUCAUUGUGGAAAACCAUCAGAUUAAGAAAGAGGAGGGUCUUGUCAUGAAAAUGGCUAGGUUUAUUUUCUUCCACGCCUUCUUUGAUGUGAAGAAACCCACUCCAGAAAUCCCUGAGACGGUGCAGGCUCUCUCAGUGCCCAUAGAUCAACAAACACGAGCCACUAUCUCUUCAGCCUUCUACGGUCUUCUGCAGGGCUUGAACUCGAUGGCUGUGCUAGGAGAUUCUCCUGAGGCGGAGAGGCUGAACUCCAGGAGGAUUCUGGGUGUGAAAGCUGAUGGAAGCAUGUGGAUCUACUGUGUGGUCCAGUACGCCACCACGCUGCUCAACCAGAGCAAACACGUCCAGAGCGUUCAGACCCUGAGUCCAGAGCAGAGGCAGGGCUGGGACAGUAUGCUGGAAUCAGUGGAGGCCUUGAGGAAAAAAGCAAAGAAGUCGUCUUCACCUGAACACACGGCAUUUCAGCACCUCUUCCUUCUCGUUGGGAUUCAGAUGUUCAAGGCUCCAGAUGAAAGUUUGGAGCUGUUGAAUGAUUUGCGGACCUGCGUGGAGAAAGCUCAGGCUAAGAAAUCUAAAAAGAAGAAAGCGAAUGGCGAGAGCUGUAAUGAGGAGCCACACUGGGUGGAGGUGGUUGUUGAGAUCCUGCUAUCGCUCCUGUCUCAGCCCAGUCGUCUCAUUCGCAGUGUGUGUAAAGCUGUGUUUAGCCGUAUCUGUCCUCACCUCACCCAAGAAGCGCUCAGCUCCAUCCUGAACGUUCUAGACCCCAACAAGGAUGAGGAUGAAAGCGGCGUUAUGGUGACUGAUGAGAAGGAGAAAGAGAAAAAGAGAAAACGUAACGAGGAGGACAAGCAAGAUGAUGAGGAGGAGGAGGAUGAAGAGGGUUCUGAUUCCUCCUCCUCUGAUGAUGGUGAUGAGGAUGAAGCCAUGGAGGAAGGAAAAGAGGUGGAUCAGAAAUUCCGUUUGGAUUUGAUGAAGGUUCUGCAGGGUCAGAACGCUCUGGCCACUGAAGAUGAUGGCAGUGACGAAGAGGAACUGGAUGAUGCGGGCAUGAUGAAGCUGGACGGAAGCCUGGCUGCUCUCUUUCUGGAGCAGAAGAAAAAGAUCCAGGCCAAAAAAGACGAGAAGGACAGACUCCGCAAAGAAAAGGUCCUCGUUCGGGACUUCAGGAUUAAAGUUCUAGACCCCAACAAGGAUGAGGAUGAAAGCGGCGUUAUGGUGACUGAUGAGAAGGAGAAAGAGAAAAAGAGAAAACGUAACGAGGAGGACAAGCAAGAUGAUGAGGAGGAGGAGGAUGAAGAGGGUUCUGAUUCCUCCUCCUCUGAUGAUGGUGAUGAGGAUGAAGCCAUGGAGGAAGGAAAAGAGGUGGAUCAGAAAUUCCGUUUGGAUUUGAUGAAGGUUCUGCAGGGUCAGAACGCUCUGGCCACUGAAGAUGAUGGCAGUGACGAAGAGGAACUGGAUGAUGCGGGCAUGAUGAAGCUGGACGGAAGCCUGGCUGCUCUCUUUCUGGAGCAGAAGAAAAAGAUCCAGGCCAAAAAAGACGAGAAGGACAGACUCCGCAAAGAAAAGGUCCUCGUUCGGGACUUCAGGAUUAAAGUACUGGACAUGGUGGAGAUGUUCUUGAGCAAACAGGGGAGCAGCGCUCUGGUUCUUGGGAUGGUGGAACCGCUGCUCAGCGUGAUCGAGAAUGGGAUGAGCUCCGAAACCAGCCAACAGGAGCAGGACUUCCUGCGCAGGGCUGCAGACAUCUUCAGGAAUCGACUCUGUCGUGCGAAGUAUUACUGCAGGGAAACCGACGGACGAGAGGCGGAGCUUCAUGAAAUGCUUGAGCGUCUGAUUGGUCGAGCCCAGAAGCUGACAGACUCGUCUGUGUCUCUGUACUACUUCAGUGCUGCUCUCUAUGUGCUGAAGGUGUUAAGAGGCGUUGUGAGUGAACAGGACUCAGCAAACGCACCGUCAACACCGGCAGAGCUAAGGCUUAUGGGUAAAGUGGAUGUUGAGAGGGUCACGACUUGCUUCAGAAACGCAUUGACAUCUUUCUUGACGAAGAGGAAAAGCCCUCUCACUGGAGCCAUGUUCAUCGACCUCUUCAGCAGAUUCCCUGUGUUGUGUGUGAACAUGUUGGACACGGCUGUGGAGAACAUCACUGCUGGAGUGAGGGAACAUCAGCAGGGUCAGGCAUGUCUCAUGGUGCUCAGGGCCCUACAGUCUAAAGAUGUGAAGAACCUGAUGUCUGAUGCCCAGGGAACUGAGCUGCAUCAGAAAGUUGUGGACCAACUCACCAAGAAGAUGCCGGUUAAUCUGGAGCUCCUUCAGAAAGUUCUCAAGUCCAUAAACGCUGAAGGAAGCCUGCAGAAACCAGGACAGCUGGAGGACACGUACUGGAGCAUAGUCAAGGCGCUAGAGCUCUGUCAGCAUCUUGUCAGAUCCGUUCACAAUCAGAAGAUGCCGGUUAAUCUGGAGCUCCUUCAGAAAGUUCUCAAGUCCAUAAACGCUGAAGGAAGCCUGCAGAAACCAGGACAGCUAGAGGACACGUACUGGAGCGUGAUGAAGUUAUUUUACAUUCUAAAGCCAAAGAUGGAAAAGGUGAAGAAAGUUGUAGAGGCAGAGCAGACAGAAGAGACCACAAAGAAGAAGAAGAAGAAAGGGUUCCUUCCUGAGACGAAGAAACGCAAGAACCGUAAGAAGCCCACCGUCCUGGAGGGAAAAGAGACACCAGAAACCCCUGAAGGAGCAUCAGGAGAGAAGAAGAAGAAGAACAAGAAGAGGAAACAGCAGGGAGGAGAAGGAGAAGAGACACAAAAUCAGCCGGCCACGAAGAAAGCCAAAACACAGCAGCAACAAAACAAGAAGAAGAAAAAGAAAGGAGGACAGCAGGAGGCUGAUGGGAAAUAAUUGCACAAUAUGAUGUAACUGAUGCAACUCAAUGUGAAGAGAGAAACUCCAUUAUUGUUUCCGAGAUCUGUAUUAUUUGCCUGUUUGUGAUUACUUGCAUGAUACAAUUUUUGUAAAAGCAAUAGAUGAAAUACUAAAAGGUGUUUUAUUCUU
Messenger RNA from Sinocyclocheilus rhinocerous, 4483 nucleotides. Its product is annotated as MYB binding protein (P160) 1a. The transcript has 31 exons. Gene Ontology annotation, biological process: regulation of DNA-templated transcription. The record is from RefSeq and is a predicted model, not a curated record. Bases 62 to 4330 code for a protein of 1422 amino acids. Gene Ontology annotation, cellular component: nucleolus. Gene Ontology annotation, molecular function: RNA binding; transcription factor binding; sequence-specific DNA binding. Lineage: Eukaryota; Metazoa; Chordata; Actinopteri; Cypriniformes; Cyprinidae.